AUGCGCCCCCCCCCCCAGGACGUGCGCGGCAAGUUUGGUGACGACUGGGAGCGCAUCGCGCGCAUGAGCAUCAUCGAGGAGACGCCCGGCGGCGAGAAGUUUGUGCGCAUGGCGUUCCUGGCGUGCGUGGCCAGCCACACCAUCAACGGCGUGGCCGCCAUCCACUCGGAGAUCAUCAAGAACACCAUCUUCAAGGACUUCUACGACCUCUGGCCCCACAAGUUCCAGAACAAGACCAACGGCGUGACGCAGCGCCGCUGGCUGGCGUUCUGCAACCCCCGGCUGCGCGCCAUCAUCACGGAGCGCCUCGGGGGCGAGAGCUGGAUCACGCACCUCAACGAGCUCACGGCCCUCCGCGAGAUCGCCGGCGACACCGCCUUCCAGGAGGAGUGGCGCAGCGUCAAGGCCGCAAACAAGGAGCGCGCCGCCCGCAAGGUGAAGCGCAUCCACGAGUACAAGCGGCAGCUGCUCAACGUGCUGUCCAUCAUCCAGCGCUACGACGCCAUCAAGAAGGCCUCACCGGAGGAGAGGAAGAAGCACACAUAG
This is a messenger RNA of Monoraphidium neglectum, 546 nucleotides long. RefSeq names its product starch phosphorylase. Gene Ontology annotation, cellular component: cytoplasm. Gene Ontology annotation, molecular function: pyridoxal phosphate binding; glycogen phosphorylase activity. NCBI's taxonomy places the organism in Eukaryota, Viridiplantae, Chlorophyta, Chlorophyceae, Sphaeropleales, Selenastraceae. Gene Ontology annotation, biological process: glycogen catabolic process. The record is from RefSeq and is a predicted model, not a curated record. The coding region runs from base 1 to 546 and encodes 181 amino acids. The transcript is spliced from 6 exons.